Paramecium tetraurelia is the source of this 1653-nucleotide messenger RNA. RefSeq lists its product as uncharacterized. The transcript is spliced from 4 exons. Gene Ontology annotation, molecular function: calcium-dependent phospholipid binding. Gene Ontology annotation, cellular component: plasma membrane. The record is from RefSeq and is a predicted model, not a curated record. Gene Ontology annotation, biological process: cellular response to calcium ion. NCBI's taxonomy places the organism in Eukaryota, Ciliophora, Oligohymenophorea, Peniculida, Parameciidae.
AUGUAUGAAUUUUAUAUCAUUGGUUAAGGGAUCAAAAUAGAUCAAACUGAAGUAAUUGAGAAUAAUUAGAAUCCCGAUUUCAUCAAAACAUUUACUAUAAACUAUUUUUUCUAAGUAUAGUAGCACCUAAAAAUGGAAGUUCAUAACUAAAUAAGUUCUACUUAGACAUAAAUUAUAGGUUAAGCACAAACAACUGUGGCAGAAGUGAUAGGAUCAAAAAACUAAUUGAUUAAAGCUAAUCUAUACAAUCAAAGUGGGAGGAAUAAUGGUUAAAUAUUCUUAAAGGCAGAUCAUGUUAAAUUAUGUAGAGAGGAAUUUUCUAUUUAAUUAUCAGGACUGAAGAUAAGAGGAACUAAAUUAUGGUUUUGGGAUAAAAUUAGUCCAUUUCUAAGGUUCUAUAGACUAAAACAUGAUAUAGAUUUUGGUGUUUUAGUUUAUGAAACUGAAUCAGCAAAAGAUAUGGCUUCAAUUAAAUGGAAGGAGAUACAGUGCCAAGCCUAGAAGUUAUGUAAUGGAGAUUAUUCAAUAUAAAUAAAAGUUGAAUUAUGGGAUUAUAAAAAAUCUGGUAAGCACAAAUAUAUAGGAGAAACUUAAUUUUGUACUAAUGAAUUAAUUGAAUCAAAUAAAGCUAAGAAAAUACUCUAAAAGGAAUUCAGGUCUAUGAGUCAAAGAAAUUAAUCUUUAGGAAUUCUUUAAUUUGAUAGAUUUUCAAUAAUAUCAAAUUAUACCUUCCUAGAUUAUUGUGCUGGAGGUUAAUAGAUAAAUUUAAUGCUUGCUAUUGAUUUCACUGCAUCUAAUGAGGAAUAUCAUAAUCCGAAUUCGCUACAUCAUCUUCCCUCAAAUGGAUAUCCUAGUUAAUACUUAUAGGCAAUUAAUAGUGUAGUUGAAAUAUUGAUACAUUACGAUUAUGACAAAAGAGUUCCACUCUAUGGUUUUGGAUGUAAACCAAAAAUGAAGAAUCACAACACAAGCUAAACAAUUCAUCUUUUCCCUUUGAAUGAUAAUCCUGAUGAUCCAGAAGUUUAUGGACUAGAUGGAAUUGUAGAAUGCUAUAAAAAAUCACUGCCUUAAUUGCAUUUUGAUGGUCCAACCUAUUUGCAUCCAACUCUGUAAAAAGCGAUGGAAAUGGCAAAGAAAUGUAAAAAUUAAGGGAGUGAAAACUAUCAUGUAUUAUUGAUUUUAACUGAUGGAUAAACUGAUGAUAUGUUAGAUUCUAUAGAUGACAUCAUUGCUUCAUCUUAUUUACCUCUAUCUAUCAUAAUUGUUGGUAUAGGGAAUGCUAACUUUAAGAAUAUGAAGAUCUUAGAUAAUGAUAACAAAAGUAUGGUUGAUAGCAAAGGGAACAAAGCUAUUAGAGAUUUGGUUUAAUUUGUUCCUUUUAAUCAAUUCAAAGGGGAUCCAACUCAGCUAUCGAACAAAGUCUUAGAAGAAUUACCUACUUAACUAUUAGAGUAUAUGAAGUUGGUUGAAAUUCGCCCAAAACCUCCAAAAGUUGUCUCUCCGAAUUCAUUCAAGCAUUCUAAUUUGGAGAAUGAAUAAAUUCCUACUCGUUAAGCAAACUAAUAUCCUUUACAAUAAUAUAAAGAUGAAUCCAAAAUUUUAGACACUAAACAGAAUAUUUAUGAUAAACAAUUGAAUAAUUCCAAUAUCUGA